AAGAGAGAAAGAAAGACAGAGAGAGAGAGAGAGUCACAGAAAGCAUUGUCCAACACGAUACGACCGAUUCAAACCCCUCUCUCUCUCUCUAACCUCUCCCUCUGCUCCUCCUCCGUUUAAUCUCGUACCUUGUUCGAGUUAUAUACACUGUUCUCUCUUUGAUUUGAGGGAACAGUAUACAACUUUCACGAUCGGUGAACCUAACCACCAAGGUGGUCAAGAGUAAUGGAAUCUCAUGAUGAGACAGGAUGCCAGGCUCCAGAGCGUCCUAUUCUCUGCGUCAAUAAUUGUGGUUUCUUUGGAAGGGCGGCUACCAUGAACAUGUGUUCCAAGUGUUACAAGGACAUGCUAUUGAAGCAGGAGCAGGACAAGCUUGCAGCAACAUCGGUUGAAAAUAUUGUGAACAGCUGUUCCAAUGGCAAUGGAAAGCAGGCCAUCACUGCAGAUGCUGUUAAUGUACGAGUUGAACCUGUGGAGGUCAAGGCAGUCACUGCUCAGAUUUCUGCGGAUUCAUCCUCCGGUGAGAGCUUGGAGGUGAAAGCCAAGACUGGUCCCAGCAGAUGUGGCACUUGCCGGAAACGUGUUGGGUUAACUGGUUUCAGCUGCAAAUGUGGCAAUGUCUUCUGCGCAAUGCAUCGCUAUUCGGAUAAACAUGAUUGCCCUUUUGAUUAUAGGGCUGUUGGUCAGGAGGCCAUAGCGAAAGCCAACCCGGUCAUUAAGGCAGAUAAGCUUGAUAAAAUCUAGGCAUACACUAGACUGAAGGUUAAUGUAUGAAUCUGAUGCUUACUGCCUGGGUUUUUAGGUGUCCUUUAGCUAUCAAAAAUGGGAUAUUUUCAUGAUUCCAAGGACAUCUUUAGGGGAAAUCAUUCCUGUGUUUGUGAUGGUCUGAUGGACUUUGGCUCAUUCUGUAAUUUGAUUUCCUGCUUGGUCUGCAUUUCUUUUUACCUCUCAUUGCUUGGAAGUUAUUUCCUAGAUUGUCUUGUGUGAGACCUUGCUUUUAAAUUGUUCAUGUUUAUAUAGAUUUUUCAUGCACAAAAUAUGUGCAGUAAGUUUGAA
Messenger RNA from Lotus japonicus, 1056 nucleotides. RefSeq names its product zinc finger A20 and AN1 domain-containing stress-associated protein 8-like. Gene Ontology annotation, molecular function: DNA binding; zinc ion binding. The record is from RefSeq and is a predicted model, not a curated record. The transcript has 3 exons. The coding region runs from base 226 to 744 and encodes 172 amino acids. NCBI's taxonomy places the organism in Eukaryota, Viridiplantae, Streptophyta, Magnoliopsida, Fabales, Fabaceae.